This is a messenger RNA of Paramecium pentaurelia, 1170 nucleotides long. Lineage: Eukaryota; Ciliophora; Oligohymenophorea; Peniculida; Parameciidae. The record is from the annotation of a GenBank genome assembly.
AUGGAAGUGUCUGAAGAUGUAUAAUCUCUCUUCUCAUAAGAAAGUAUUGAUGAACAUGAGAUAAUAAGACCAAAUUAAUCUCUAUAAAGAAAAGGAAGAAAGAUAUAUCUUAAGAAUAUAUAGAAACAAGAAAGCUAAUCAAAUAAACUAGUUUUGGAUGUAACAGAUACUAUAUCUAUAAAACAAAAAAGUAUAAGGAAAAGAAAUAAGAUUUAUGAAAAUAAGAAAAUCAGAAAGCCUUGGAGUACUCAAGAAGAUCAUUAAUUGGAGAAAUCCUUAAAAUUGUAUGGACCUAAUUGGGUUCAAAUUGCAGCAUCAAUGUGUAAUCGAAAUCCUUCAUAAUGUGCUUAGAGAUGGAAAAGAAUUAAGCCAUAAGAUGUAAAAUUCAUUUAUUAAUUCUAGUUAAAAAAAAGAAAACCAUUCACUAAAGAAGAAGAUCAACUUAUUUUGUAAUUAGUCUCAAAAUAUAGAAGAAAUUGGGGUAAAAUAGCUAAAUUCCUUCCUGAAAAAACGAGUAAAUAAAUUCGUGAAAGGUUUAUUAAUAAACUUAAUCCAUAAAUAAAGUUUGAACCAUUUACUGAAGAAGAAGAUCAUAUCAUACUCAAAGCUUAUCAAGAAAUAGGAUCAAAGUGGACUAAAAUCUAAGACCUUUUGAUCGGUAGACCUGUAAUUAUAUAAUUCUAAUAAUUUAGGAAAAUAUGAUAAAAAAUCGUUUUUACUCAUAUUUGAGAUAAAAAUAUUUGAAGAUAAAGAAUCCAUAUUAUUCAAUUCCUUAAAAGAUCCCCAUUAAUAAUAAAGAUUAACAAUCUAAAAUUGAUUAAGUCUAAAAAUAGAUAGAAGAAAAACAAUUUAGAGAUAAUCAACAAAAUAAGGAAAAUUAUAACUAAAUAAAUAAUGAUAUUCAAGAGAUGUAGUCUUAAUUGCCUAUUCAAAUUAAUCCAUAUAUUUAAAUUCCAUGUCCUAUGUUACUUGGAAAUUUCUCUUGUAAUCUAUUUAAAUUUAUCUUUAGAUCCUCAAUAUUAGUUAUAUUAAACUCCUGUAGCUGUGAUUUACAGUCCAAUACAACAAGGGUAGUUAAUUUAGUAAAAUACAUCCAAUACUCUAUUUCAAUAGUAGAUUUUUAUGGGUCAAUAAGUUACCAAUUAAUUAUUGUUUUUGUCUAGUUCUUGA